This is a messenger RNA of Rubroshorea leprosula, 1067 nucleotides long. The record is from the annotation of a GenBank genome assembly. NCBI's taxonomy places the organism in Eukaryota, Viridiplantae, Streptophyta, Magnoliopsida, Malvales, Dipterocarpaceae.
CCACAUUCUUCUUUAUUUAUUUUUAUCUCAACAGAAAGGAAAGGAUAAUUAUAAUUAAGCUUGAUUUUUCAGCUGACUACAAAUUCUAUAUGAGUUUCCUUAAUGAUGAGUUGCCGUCUAUGCAUUUUGGAGUUCUUUUUCUACACGGUUUACCUUUCGUAUUCUGUGUGUAUGCAACUCUGGAUACAUGGAAUUUCUGCCUACUGCAUGUAGGCGCUGCCUAACUAAGAGUAAAAGUGAAUUUAGUGGAUACCAAUAAAAAAUGCUGCAUACUGGAGUGCUAGAGGGGCUGUCUUGAUUACCAUUUAUCAAGAAUAGAUUCUAACAAUUGCUGUUACUCAGUUCUUUUUACUUAAUACUUUAUCAGAGUUUGUUUUCUGCAUGAUUUAUUUUUCAGACAUGUUCUUUCAGUUUGGCUUGGCAGGAUAAAAUGUUAGCUCGUAUUAGAAAUGAUAGAAUCUUCUUUCUGCAUGCAUUUGCACUUCAUUGGAUAUGUUAUCGAUCAAUUAAAGGAGAAUAUAUGAACUUAAAUAUGACAGAAAAGUGAAGUUCUGUCUUCCCUGCAUGGACUGCACUUCACUUAACCAUUGAUGGAGUUGGUGGACCCCCUGAUAUUGGGGGCUCACCCUCCAUCAAUGGUUAGCUGUUCUGCAAUUUGGGCAGGGCAGAUUGUAAAACAGCAUUCUUUAAAUAUAAUAUGGGCUACUCUAUCCGUUGUUAAUGGAUUAAUUGAUUUUAGCCUUCUGCAUCGUGGGCGCUGCCAAAUGGACAGUAAAAAUGAAUUUAGUGGAUGUAUAAAAUUCUGCAUAAAUGCUGGAGGGCUCUGAGCUGCUGUUUUGAUUUGCAUUCUAUAAGGGCACUAUCUCAGCACUUUUAAUUUUUUAAUUAGAAAAGGCAGCUUUACCCAAGUAGUUUUAUCUUCACCUCAAAUUGGUUACUAACUCACUGGGAAUUAAUUAAGAUUUCUUCCUCUCAGAUUGUUUACUAACUCACUACGAACUCAUUCAGAUUUGCUAGAGUUCCUUGGUUCUUUAUGUACAAAGAAAAAAGAAAGUCCCCUAUUUUAU